UCAUAGCAUCUUCCGGGUCAUGCGGGUGUUCCCUACCGUGACGUCUCUGGGCAUGUGCGGCUCUCGGUUGUGUAUGUGAGCAUGGCGGUGCCGUGGAGCCGAAGCUGGAGGAGCAGCACAAGAGCUGCUGUCUUACUGCAAUAUUGUUGUAUUUCCAGCAGAAGAGCUUUCACUCCAGCGGCUUCAGCAGGAAGAAGAGCGUCUACUUCCGCCGCCACACAGGUUUUAUUUCAGCAGGCCCAUGUACAUAAUUUUAACAAACCAGUGACUCUUUCAAGGCACAGGUGUAAAUAUCUGUACUCAACGCCUGCGAGCUGCAGUUUACACAGUGAUGCAAAGUUAAAGGAUCCUUUCUCACUCGUACAAAAGGACUUGCAAAAUAUAUAUGACGACAUAAAACAGCAGCUGCUGGUGUCUAAAGCGGAGUUGAAAGCGCUGUGUGAUUAUUACUUCGACGGGAAGGGAAAAGCUUUUCGACCAAUGAUUGUGAUCUUAAUGGCUCGAGCUUGUAAUGUCCACAGCAAUAAAGAGGGGGUUUUGUUACCGGCACAGCGCUCUAUCGCGAUGAUCUCUGAGAUGAUCCACACCGCCAGCCUGGUGCAUGAUGACGUCAUUGAUGACUCGGACAAGAGACGUGGGAAAAACACCAUUAAUAAUGUGUGGGGAGAGAGAAAAGCUAUUCUGGCUGGAGAUUUCAUUCUGUCAGCGGCGUCCAUGGCAUUAGCCCGCAUUGGGAACACUACAGUAGUUUCGGUACUGUCACAAGUUAUAGAAGACCUCGUGCGAGGUGAAUUCAUGCAGCUGGGCUCCAAAGAGAACGAAAAUGAGCGAUUCAAGCAUUACCUCGAGAAAACCUUCAAGAAGACGGCCAGUCUGAUAGCGAACAGCUGUAAAGCAGUGUCCAUUCUGGUCAAUUCUGACCCUGAGGUGCAUGAAAUCGCUUAUCAGUAUGGACGAAACGUCGGCAUUGCAUUUCAGCUUGUGGAUGAUAUUCUGGACUUCACCUCCAGUGCCAAAUGUCUGGGGAAGCCGUCGGCCGCUGACCUGAAGCUGGGGUUGGCCACAGGACCCGUUCUCUUCGCUUGUCAACAGUUUCCGGAGCUUCAUGCGAUGAUCAUGAGGCGAUUCAGCUCUGAUGGAGAUGUGGACCGAGCCUGGCAAUAUGUGCUGAAGAGUGACGGUGUUGAACAGACGAACUACCUCGCCCAACACUACUGCCAAGAGGCCAUUCGUCAGAUCAGCCGGCUGCGUCCGUCCAGCGAGAGAGACGCUUUGAUCCGGCUGACGGAGCUGGUGCUGCGCAGAGACAAAUGAGCCCGGCAGAGCUCCACCCUCAGGCAGCUACACCUCUACACACAGAGAACAUUUACACCACACUGUAAGCUUUACCGUACUGUAAUGGCAGAGGAUGACUGUGAAUGAACGACACACUCUGCCGAGACCACCAGAAUUCCAGGUGUAGCACAGACAGAGGUGCUACUGUCACUCAUGUGUGUGUGUUUAUGUGGAUCCGUUAUAGACGCUUUAACAUCCGUCCACGUUUCAGAAGGCCAAACGUCUCGAUUUCUUGUCGAAGUGCUUUUGCGUAAAGUGCUCAGUAACAGCCAAGGCCUUAAACCUCACUAUUUACUCCAAUUAAAUAAGGUAUUUUUUAAAGUAAA
Molecule: messenger RNA, 1661 nt
Organism: Danio aesculapii
Lineage: Eukaryota; Metazoa; Chordata; Actinopteri; Cypriniformes; Danionidae
Gene: pdss1
Product: prenyl (decaprenyl) diphosphate synthase, subunit 1
Exons: 11
Coding region: 82-1314 (410 amino acids)
Biological process (GO): ubiquinone biosynthetic process; isoprenoid biosynthetic process
Cellular component (GO): mitochondrion; transferase complex
Molecular function (GO): prenyltransferase activity
Source: RefSeq, a predicted model, not a curated record